This is a messenger RNA of Rotaria sp. Silwood2, 2535 nucleotides long. NCBI's taxonomy places the organism in Eukaryota, Metazoa, Rotifera, Eurotatoria, Philodinida, Philodinidae. The record is from the annotation of a GenBank genome assembly.
AUGAGUUUUACAAUUUUAAAUCGAAAUGCACGCAAAUAUGAUGAUCGUACAUUAUCCGAUCUUUUACGUGCUGGCUUACUUGAUGCAGCUGAUGUUGAAAUUGAUAUUGAAAAAUGUAUUGAACCUUUAUUAAAUGAAUGGCUUAUGAACUAUGAUUACGAUACAUUAGCACAACCGAUAGGCAUUUUCUUUACAUUGCUCACUGUAUUGGGACAUGUUGCACAUAAUGUUACAAUUUUACAGUGGAAUAAAAUUCGAAAACAUUUAAAUCUUUAUUCAUUCAUAUUAGGAAUAAGCGCAUGCAAAUCAGGAUUCAUACGACCAGUUCGAUGUGCAUAUAGUGCUCUAAUAGAUUUCCUACGGCAAUAUAACCUUGGUGAUCCAGAUUCAUACAGUAGUCUUGUCGAUACAUUUACUACUGCUGGUCUUUAUGAUCAACUAGUUCAAUCUACUGAUGUCUUAAUAUUACAAGAAGAAAUUGAUACAACAUUGCACAAUAUGGGGUUUUAUGUUACGACUGGAAACGAUGGUCGACAACUUUUAUGUUCUCUAUGGGAGGGUCUAGAUGAUAAUAAAAAAACUAAAAGCUAUCGACAAAAUGUAAGUCAUUCGCAUUUAACAUUAUGUGGAGCUUCAACUGGAAAAUCGUUCAUACCAUUAAUUCGUGAAUGCCUUGACAAUCUUCCGACUGAUGGUGUAGUUGAUCGAUGUUUAAUACUUGCCGUACCAUAUUCAAGAUUUACACGUGAUUUAUUAAAACCACGAAAUCUUCGAAAACCAACAAUUAGUCAAAUACUAUUGUGUGCAUCACUAUUAGGACAAAGACAACUUACUUUUGACGAUGAUGCUUAUAAUACUAUAAAUGCUUAUACAGAUGAUCUUACACAUCGAGCAGCUAUAUUUUAUCGUACUAGUCCACGAUUUACAUCAUAUCUUGCCAAACAACCUUUACAGGUCAUUAAAUUAUGUGGCUUAAUGACCAUAGUGCAUAUUAUUGUCAAUAUUUUGUCACGUUUUAAUUUACGUCUAACCGAUGAAUUGGAUCAUGGAUUAACAUUAGCAUUUUAUAAUGAACUACAAACAAUGUUACAACAACGAGUACCUUAUGCUAUAACAAUAACACGAAAUAUUGUUGAUCGAGCUAUAUAUUUGCAUGGAUUUUUAUAUGAACAAUCUGAACGUUUACUUCAUCUCAAUACUCAUCAAAAUAAUAAUGUACCACAAUUAAAAUUAACUGGAGAUCAACUUCAAAAACAUCUUAUGCGAGAAAUUUUAAUGAUGCGCAAUCUUAUCGUUAUGACAAAUACAAUUUUUUCCAUUCCCGGAAUAAGUCAUGUACAUCGAUCUCUUGUUCAAAAUGCACUACAACAAUUAGUAGCUGAACGUCUUCUGUUAGCUGAUUAUUUUGUAUUAACAAAUACUAAUCGACCAAUAUUUUGCUACAUUAAAAGAGUACCAAAAGUAAAUGAUGUUGCUGAUCGACAAACAAUGAUUGAAAAACUUCAACAAUAUGAUAUAGCACUCGAAGAAUUUGUUAUAUUAAACAACAAUUAUACUUUAACAAAAGGUAAUCGACUUCAUCAGCAAGCACAUAAAAUUUUAUCAACACCAUCGUAUGUUGCAAUCUGUGGUGGACCAUAUGAACCACAAACAAAUUUCGAUGAAUCAUUAAACGUUCGAAAUUCUCAAAGAAAUGUUUCUUAUUCAUCUAAUACAAUAACAACACAACAUCGUAUACAACAACGUCAACGUUCUUCACUUUUAUUCAAUAGACAACAUUCACAACAUAUAAAAACUGAUAAUAACAGACGAAAACGUUCUUUUUCACCACACAUUAUUGAAUCAAAUGAUUCUAUUAAUAAUUUUGAAACUACAAAUCAAAUAUCUCAUCUCAACAGUCGACAAAAUACAUUAACAAAUACAUUUUCAGCAACAUCAAUAUCAUCUCAAGAAACAACUGAACCACUGUCACCAACUAUACGUAAUUCAGGUAUUAUCUAUUGGAUUUAUUUUGGAAUAGAAUCUGUUGGAAAUACAUCAAAUCUAUCAACAAAUUCAGCAAGCAAUUUACCUACACCACAAAUGCAACGUUUGAUUAAUCAAUAUUUUCCUUAUGAAACAAAUCCAUUUGAAGAAAUUAAUAAGCUUAAUGAGAAUACAAUGAACUUUCAAAUACGAUGUAAAAUAAUUCAUAAGUCUCCAAUUCGAUAUUUCGGUACAUCUAGUAAAGUAUUUGAUGCAAUUGUUUGCAAUUUUAUUGGCGAAAUAAAAGUAGUAGCAUUUAAUGAUGAUGUUGAUCGUCUCUAUAAUAGCAUCAUUGUCAAUCAUACAAUUACGAUACAAAAUGGAAAAAUUCAGAAAGCAAAUGAAAAUUAUCGAACACCUUAUUCUAUUUAUGAAAUUCGUUUAACAUCAGUCAGUCUAAUUGAACCAUAUGUAAAUCAUAAUUUUAAACCGAACAUGAGAAUUACAAAACAACAAUUAAUUCAAAUUCCACAAAAAAUUCAUGGAUCAUCUGUCGGUACGUUUCUAUGA